Scomber japonicus (chub mackerel) is the source of this 803-nucleotide messenger RNA. RefSeq lists its product as uncharacterized. The transcript has 3 exons. Bases 20 to 715 code for a protein of 231 amino acids. The record is from RefSeq and is a predicted model, not a curated record. NCBI's taxonomy places the organism in Eukaryota, Metazoa, Chordata, Actinopteri, Scombriformes, Scombridae.
ACCACCUAAUGGGACUCCAAUGCAGAUGUCCCAUAUAGAGGAAGAAAUAGACCGCAUGAAUGAGGCUUUCUUGCAGCUGAGUGUGCAGCUACAGAAGAGAGCUCACAUGAGCACAUGGCAAAAGGAGAAAGAAAACAGUUCUGGAAACCAUUCUGUGGGGGCAACACGAACAAACAUGCCAUGCCUGAGUCGCAAUGGAACAAUCCUGCUGGAGCUGAAGAGACGUUAUGUAUCUCAGCGCCUCAAUGAGCUCCAAAUCACAUUAGGCCAGAUCCAACAGUGCCAGCAGCAUGACAGCAAGUCAAAAGACAGGACAAGAGGCCGUACACAAACAGACAGCAACACCACUCAGCAGGGGCACAGCGAGCAUUGUUCUGGCGUAGAUGUCUGUAGUCCCUCUGAUGGACACCGGCAGGACAGUAUUCCAGCCAGCCGGAGUCGCAGCCAGCAAACAGCAGAGAUCAAAGGUCUCGGUAGCUAUAAACCUGAGAGUCAUAUUUCUGACCAGCAGAAGAGCGACACUGUCCAGAGCCACAACCUUGACACAUUACUCAACUGCCAGAUGCAAAAGAGCCAAGAUCUGCUGUGUCUGAAUCUCCCUGGAACAAAGGAAAUAAAUAGUCAGAUCACAAUUGAAAAUACAACCGGACAUACAGAUAUUGAUGCCAUGUGGGGGGCUACUGAUCAGAAACUACAUCUGAAGUUAGAUAAAUGAAGAUGAGAAUAUGUGUGUUGUUUUAUGUGCUUCUCUCAUCUUUAUUUCUCAUUCACCUAGCCUGUUUUUUAAUGCUGUUUAUGUGUAA